AUGGCUAGAAGAGGUCGCAGAUCUCAGAACAGAGCUUUGGAUGCUCUGCAGAUUGCAGAGCAGGAGACCAACGGAAUUGAUGGUGAUGACAGUGGAUCAGAAGCGGAAAAUCAGAAGUUUAAGUCCGGUGUUUUGACUGUGGAUGGGAAAGAGUUCGAGGACGAGGAACUGGACUCUGACGAGGCGCUGGAUUCCGACGACGACUAUGACGUUCUGAACUCCAAGUUCUCUCAAACUGUGCGGGACAAGGGCGAAGAAGAUACCGGUUACGACAGUAUAGACGAAAGCGAGCUGAUUCCUUUGUCUGAGGUUUGGGCCAGAGACGACGCCGAUGCGCAAAAGAACGGAGGAUCCGAGCUUGUUCUUGACGAUGAUAUUGUUUCUGACGAGAGUGAAAGUGAGUCUGAGGAUGAAGAGGACAGCGAAGAUGUUUUUGAUGAGGUUGAUGACGAAAAUGACGAGCUUUCCACAGUGAUGAGCCAGCUGCGCAGUAAAGACGCUGCUAAGUCGCACAAAGUUUUAAUCAACGACAAGAGUGAAGAGAAUUCUUAUAGAGUGCCGACUUCUGGACAGAAAUUGAGUAUUGCCGAGAUGAUGGGCGAUAUCGAGACCGAGCAGCCGCUGCUACUUGAAAAGGGAACCUCGCAACCGCUUGCUGUUCCGCUCCCGCAAAGCAUCCAAAAGAAACACGAGAGACGGGCUGCCUACGAUAUUCAAAAGGAGGAGGUUGAGAAAUGGACAGACAGUAUUCAAGCCAACCGGCGUGCUGAGGUGCUCAAGUUCCCUGCUAAGGACAGUGUGAAGCAUAAUGAUCCGUCGUCUUUCCAGCCUGCCGAUGUUCCAUUGACCGACUUGGAUUCGAAACUCGAUGGAUUACUUGAACAUUCGAAUAUUGAGAGCAAGAAGUCUGAGGAUCUGUUCGAAGAGAUUGAGACCGCCAAAAUGACUAAAGAGGAGCUCGCUAAAAGAACCAAUGAGCUCCGUUUGAUGAGAGAACUGAUGUACAGAGGACAGAAGGACGCCAAGAGACUUAAGAAGAUCAAGUCCAAGACUUACAGACAGAAGCUCAGGAAGGAGAGACAGCGCAACAAGGACCUUGUUGAGGGGUCCGACGAGGACGAGGAAGACUUAGACUACAAGCGGGCCGCAGAAAGAAUGAGUCUCAAGCACAAGAACAACUCCGAGUGGGCCAAGACAAUGAUCAAGAGCGGACUUUCCAAGGAUAAAGAGACUAGAGACGAGAUAGAGGAGAUGCUCCGUCAGGGCGAGAAGUUGCGUCAGAAACAGCUUGGACGCGACCAGGAAGACGAUUCUGACGACCGUGGUGUUUCCGACAUCGAUGUGGAGGAGGCAGAACCAUCUGAAGCCGAAGAGAAGCUGCGGUCGAAGCUUGGUAAAGGUUUAAUGGCCAUGGACUUUAUGAAAAGAGCAGAGGAGCAGGAGCGCAGAGAAAACCAACGGCUUGCUGACGAGUUGCGCUACGGUGUCGAAAGUGACGAUGAGCAGGUUGCCAAUGUGGUCAAGAACGCCGGAAGAAGAGUGUACACUCCAGGAGCCGCUGCUGCUGCUGAGGAGUGGCAGACCGUGAAGAGACGGGCCGAGCAAGAGGCCAACGACGAUAACGAAAAGAGUCUUGAGAACCGGAUGCAAAAACCCAAAAAGCAAAAGACCAAGACCCAGGCCGAGGAGAACCCUUGGUUGGUUAGCGAUGAUACACGCAAGGGAGGGAAGGUUCGCGUUAUUGACGAAAAAUCGUCCAAAAUAGAUAAGAACGCCGCUAAGUUGAAGAAGAGAGCUCGCGCAGAAGAAGUUGAGGAAGUCAAGAUUUCUCUGGGAGAUACACUGGACGACGAGUACGAAGGAGAGGGUGACAAGGAGGAAGAUGUCCAUGUGUUCAAACAGAAAGACCUGAUCGAACAGGCGUUUGCCGGUGACGAUGUGGUGGCCGAGUUUGAGCAAGAGAAGCACGAAGUCGAGGAGCUCGAAGGGGACAAAGAGAUUGAUGUUGGUCUUCCUGGUUGGGGCGACUGGGCCGGUGGUAGCCAGAAGAAAAAGAAGAAGAUUAUCAAGAAGGUGAAUGGUGUGGCUCCAAUAGAAAAGAGAAAGGACAAGAACAAGCGUGGGGUGAUCAUCAAUGAGCGUGUCAACAAGAAGAAUGCUAAAUACCAGGCCGGAGCUGUUCCAUAUCCGUUUGAAACCAUGGAGCAGUACGAGCGGUCUCUGAGACAACCGAUUGGGCAAGAGUGGACCAGCCGCGAUACUCACCAGCGGCUCACCAUGCCAAAGGUGAUUGCUAAACACGGCAGUGUCAUUGCUCCCAUGAAGAAGCACUAA
Ogataea philodendri is the source of this 2334-nucleotide messenger RNA. RefSeq lists its product as uncharacterized. NCBI's taxonomy places the organism in Eukaryota, Fungi, Ascomycota, Pichiomycetes, Pichiales, Pichiaceae. Gene Ontology annotation, biological process: rRNA processing. Bases 1 to 2334 code for a protein of 777 amino acids. Gene Ontology annotation, cellular component: nucleolus; small-subunit processome. The transcript has a single exon. The record is from RefSeq and is a predicted model, not a curated record.